CUUCUUUUUCUGUUAUACAUAUAUGAGAGAAAGAGAUGUUUUAACUUGAUACAGAUUAAUCGAAGUAUAUUAUCGUGAAACCUUUUCGGACGAAAUUCGCUCGCAGAUAAUAUUGUGGUUAAAUUGAUCGUGAACCACGAUUUUAACAAUGACAAGCACAUGAUAUAAUAUGAUCUCAUUUCUCGUUCUAUGUAUUACUAUAACACAGAAAUAAAGUGAUUAUGAGCUAUUUUGCGGUAUUAUGUUUCAAACGAUCGGCAACAUUGAAUAAAUGUUGGCUAGACAGAUGUCUGAAACGAUACUUAACAUACCAAACGAGAACUUACGCUACUGGAAUCAGUAACCAUCAUAAAAAUUAUGUUGCUAAAAGGGAACAUCUCAGUAGGAGGAAGGCACUGAGGUUACAAGUGCUUCAAGAUAUUAAACAAACUAAGAGAAAAGUGGAAGAAAUAAUAGAGAAAGAAAACAUUUGGACAGUACCAAAUUUACUUUGCAUGGCUCGAAUUGUGACGUCGCCUUACCUGAGCUACUUGAUUCUGUCACAAGAUUAUCAGAUAGCAUUGUGGCUAUUAAUAAUUGCAGGACUAAGUGACCUAGCCGAUGGAUGGAUAGCGCGCACGUGGACCUCUCAAGCAUCUAAGCUUGGCAGUUUUCUAGAUCCAGUCGCAGACAAAUUACUUGUAGGUACACUGUUUCUAUCUCUGGCCUGGGUUGGCUUAGUUCCUGUACCUUUAACAUGUCUUGUCGUUGCAAGAGAUGUUGCCUUAGUUUCAGCUGCAUCUUACAUAAGAUACCAGUCUCUACCACCUCCAAAAACAUUGGCUAGAUACUUUGAUCCUACGCAUGCAACAGCACAGUUAGCACCAACGUACAUAAGCAAACUAAAUACUGGUAUUCAAUUGUCUUUUAUCGCUGGAACACUGGCUGCUCCUGUGUUUCAUUUUGUAAAUCAUCCGGUGUUAGAGGCGUUAUGCUAUGUAACAGCAGUAACGACAUUAGCAGGAGGUAUAAGCUACUUGAUAUCAAAGAAUACGUAUAAAUUUUUAAAGAGAAAGACUUUGAAGAAGCCGCCUACUUAGAUAAGAAUAAUGUAUUUUAAUAAACACGAUACAUUGUUUUUUGUAAAUUUAUUAUUUGUCUGUACAAUAAAUGAGACACUUAAACAUCUA
Messenger RNA from Ceratina calcarata, 1169 nucleotides. RefSeq names its product cardiolipin synthase (gene CLS). NCBI's taxonomy places the organism in Eukaryota, Metazoa, Arthropoda, Insecta, Hymenoptera, Apidae. Bases 222 to 1079 code for a protein of 285 amino acids. Gene Ontology annotation, cellular component: mitochondrion; membrane. Gene Ontology annotation, biological process: cardiolipin biosynthetic process. The transcript has 4 exons. Gene Ontology annotation, molecular function: cardiolipin synthase (CMP-forming) activity. The record is from RefSeq and is a predicted model, not a curated record.